Molecule: messenger RNA, 2583 nt
Organism: Xylaria bambusicola
Lineage: Eukaryota; Fungi; Ascomycota; Sordariomycetes; Xylariales; Xylariaceae
Exons: 4
Coding region: 1-2583 (860 amino acids)
Biological process (GO): signal transduction
Molecular function (GO): 3',5'-cyclic-nucleotide phosphodiesterase activity
Source: RefSeq, a predicted model, not a curated record
AUGGAUGAUGAUAUUUGCAAUGUUAUAUAUGUGGACAAAAAUGUCUACGUAAAUCGAUUACUCAGGUCGCCCAUCACAGAUCUGCACGAGACCGGUGAUCUGCGAGCUAAUCUGAACCUGCUUUUAAAUGCCUUCGGUCAUGUUCAUUUGUGUAAGAAUGGCGCCGAGUGCAUGGAGAAAAUUGCCGAUUUACACAGCACCUCAAUGGUUGAACUAAAGCCAACACUUGUACUAAUAGAUACACCGCAUGAUGAGGAGCCGCCUGAAGUGAUACCUGUGUCACGGGACCCUUCACCUUGCUCAAAAGUUGCCUCCAGCGAUCACAGUGAAGAUGGCAUAGGACGCGAUCUCUAUGGAUUGGCGCUUUUGGAGAAAAUUGUAUAUGAGACGCAUUUGAAGAGUCUUUCCAAACUGGUUGUACCGAUCCCUGUCGUUCAAUUCCCUUCGCUACGAGCCAAACCAUCGAUAAAUGGAAUCGAGCAAGAUUCACCACAGUCUACAGAUAUCGGACGUUUUUUGAAGUCUCACGGUACCUCGGACAAAACGCCGACGGGCCGCGCUCUCGUGCGAAGGUGUCUUGAUUCAGGUGCUGUAGAUGUUAUGGCUAGCCCAGUUCAUGUUCACACACUCACGACACUCGAGGGCCAUGCAUACCGAGCACACAAAGAAGCAUCCAAGGACCAACAAGCAUUACUUGAGAUUCGAAGGGGGCGGAAGCGGUCCUGGGUUGGAAUACACGAAGAAAAGCCAUUUGCAUAUUUGAGAGAAGCCAUGGUAUCCGCGCUGAUGGGUGGAAUCUGUCGCUCAGGUGAAGAGAAUGAGAGUCGCAUCUCCGCCGUGAGGAUUGAUAUCUCGCCCAAGCGUCGCAUGGAUAUCGAAGAAGCCCUAGGCAAAUGGCACUUCUGUGCUCCUUGCUAUGAUGAUGACUCGCUUCUAAUCGCUGCAGCUCUGAUGUUCGAACAUGCGUUAGCGAUGCCAGAAUUGGAAAAAUGGCGGAUACCCACAGAUCAACUCAUAACGUUUCUUGUCGCGUGUCGUGCGGCGUACAAUCAGUUUGUACCAUACCACAAUUUUCGACAUGCAGUUGAUGUAUUGCAAGCUACAUUCGAUUUCCUCAUUCACAUCGGAGCUUUACCGCCGUAUCGAUCCACGCCACAAUCUCUGCCCACUGCACAGAGGUCGCAAAUCACCUGCUUGCUAAAGCCAUUCGAAGCUUUGACUCUUCUUGUUAGUGCUAUUGGUCAUGACGUGGGCCAUCCUGGUGUCAAUAACGGCUUUCUUGUCACUCUUAAUGCUCCUCUAGCCCAGUUGUACAACGACCGUUCAGUCCUCGAAUCGUUCCAUUGUGCGGCUUACUCACAGAUUCUUCGGAGGCAUUGGCCCCGAGUAUUUGAGGACAGAGAAAUGCGCACUCUCAUGAUUAGCUCUAUCCUCGCCACGGAUAUGGGACUUCAUUUUGACUAUAUGAAGAGGUUAAACGAACUUCAGAAAGAGAUAAAAUCGAACCCCUCAAUUAACGAGUGGCCUGACCGCACGCGCGAAGAGCAGAAGGCGCUGAUAUGUUCACUUUUGAUCAAAUGCGCCGAUAUCAGUAAUGUAGCUCGCCGAUAUGACGCUGCCUUGCAGUGGAUGAAUAUUCUCUGUGAUGAGUUCUCUCGGCAAGCUGCGAUGGAAGAGGAGAUCGGAAUCAAAUCGUCACUUAUUCAGCCACCCAAGAAAGACUUUCGGUCCCUUGCCAAAGCUCAGCUCGGCUUUGUGAAGUUGUUCGCCAUCCCCUUAUUUCAAGGAGUAGCUGAAAUAUUACCUCAGAUGCAAUACACAGUCUCAGAAAUCGAGAAGAAUACAGGCUACUUUGAAAAGACACUCGAGAAAAUCCAGGGUAUGGACGAAGAUUGCGAUCGUAUUUUCACGCAGCAACCACUGGAUUCAAAGAUAAUGAAAAUGGUCGAAAACCUAGCCGCAGAUGAGAAAGACUGGCUUGCAAUGGGAUCAACCGACCUGGCUCCAGCUUCUUCGAACCUGGAUCGAAUGAGGGAAGCCGGGUCUGCGCCUCCCUACAAACUGACCCGGGUCCCUGAUAUGUCACGUCAGUACAAAGAAAUCAACGCCCUCACUACUUCCUUUGACAAUGUUACAGAUUAUCCUGUUAACGGCGCAUUCCACCCUGGUGAGCAUGAGGAUGGGCCUCUAAGGCGUAAUGAAAAACAACGCUCAAGCAAUACUACCGAGGGAAGCAAUUCUGUCCCGUGUUCUGGAGACUGGCAAUCUCAGGCCACAAGCGCUACCACUGGUAAAAUGCCGCUUUCUCCAAGCACGCAGGGAACAAGCAUCGUCAGCCAGGACUCUGUAGAGCGACCAUCAAGCGACCCAACAACAGCAGUCACAGCGCCGGACUCAUCCCGGACCACAACGCCCGUCGCAGUCGUGGAUUCAGCACCGGCGUCGGAGGAAGAGUCCAAUGGCACCCUCAAGCCUGAUGGCACUCUUAAGAAGAAAACGAGCCGUUUCAGGAUGAACGUCUCGAAUCUCUUCAGGAGGAACAAAGGCGCGAGUUCCCCCGCUUCUGGCGGAUCAGGCGGCUGA